AUGCCGGUGAUGAGAGGGCUGCUGGCCCCACAAAACACCUUCCUGGACACCAUCGCCACCCGCUUCGAUGGCACCCACAGCAACUUUGUUCUGGGAAACGCCCAGGUGCAGUCGCUCUACCCCAUCGUCUACUGCUCGGACGGGUUCUGUGAGCUCACUGGUUACGCCCGCGCCGAGCUCAUGCAGAAGAGCUGUGCCUGUCACUUCCUGUACGGCCCGGAAACAAGCGACAGGUUAACGGCCCAGAUCCAAGGAGCGCUGGAUGAGAGGAGGGAGUUCAAGACCGAGUUGGUCUUCUACAAGAAGGAAGGUACACAGUUCUGGUGUCUCCUGGACAUUGUACCCAUUAAGAAUGAGAAGGGCGAAGUGGUUUUGUUCCUCGUGUCCCACAAAGACAUCACUGACAAGAAGAAGGACCAGGAUCCUGAGCAAGGGCCCGACACAGAUGAGGAGACAGGUCUGGAGGUGCAUCAGGUAACUCGCCCUCCAGGCUUCAACGCCAACCGGCGCCGCAGCAGAGCUGUUCUCUAUCACCUGUCAGGACACCUGCAGAAACAAGACAAGGGCAAGCUCAAGAUCAACAAUAACAUGUUCGGGGAAAAGCCUCCGAUCCCGGAGUACAAGGUAGCAGCCAUCCAGAAGUCUCGCUUCAUCCUGCUUCACUAUGGAACCUUCAAGGCUGGCUGGGAUUGGCUGAUUCUGCUGGCGACCUUCUACGUGGCCGUCACCGUGCCCUAUAACGUGUGCUUCACAGUGGUGGGAGGGCGGGACGAGGGGAACAGCAGCGCCCCGAGAAGCCCGCCCAGCGUCAGCGACAUCCUUGUAGAGAUCCUGUUUAUUUUAGACAUUUUGCUGAACUUUCGAACUACUUUUGUGAGCACGUCGGGUCAGGUAGUGUACGACGCCCGCUCCAUCUGUGUGCACUACGUCACCACCUGGCUCUUUGUCGAUCUCAUUGCCGCCCUGCCCUUUGACCUGCUGUAUGCUUUCAACGUCAGCGUGUACUUCGGGGUCCACCUGUUGAAGACGGUUCGGCUGCUCCGGUUACUGCGGCUGCUGCAGAAGCUGGAGCGAUAUUCCCAGUACAGCGCUGUGGUUCUCACCCUGCUGAUGUCCAUGUUCGCCCUGCUGGCCCACUGGAUGGCCUGUGUCUGGUACUUCAUAGGCCGCAGGGAGAUUGAGAGUCCUGGCUCCUGGGAUAUUGGAUGGCUCCAUGAGCUGGCCAAGCGGCUAGGUACCCCCUACUUCCUGUCCCCCCUGACGACGCUGGUCUCUGCCACAGUCAGCAGCCUCCCGGCCAACAGCAGCCAGUGGAAUGUGUCGGGGUCGGAGGUCGGAGGGCAAGGCUCCUGGAACUCCAGUCAAUAUUACGGAAACGUGUCGGGAGGCAAGGCCGUGUCCGGGACGGACCCCGGGGGCGGGAGCUUCGGUGUGCUGGGCGGUGGGCCGUCGAUGCGGAGCAGCUACGUGACGUCGCUCUACUUCGCUCUGAGCAGUCUCACCAGUGUGGGAUUUGGAAAUGUGUCAGCCAACACAGACUCAGAGAAGAUCUUCUCCAUCUGCACCAUGCUCAUAGGAGCGCUGAUGCAUGCAGUGGUAUUUGGUAAUGUGACAGCGAUCAUCCAGAGGAUGUACUCACGCCGCUCACUCUACCACACCCGCACCAAGGAUCUGAAGGACUUCAUCAGGGUCCAUCGGCUGCCCAAGGCCCUGGAGCAGCGCAUGCUGGAGUGUUUCCAGACCACAUGGUCGGUCAACAACGGAAUAGACGUUAGUGAGCUACUGAAGGACUUCCCAGACGAGCUGAGGGCUGACAUUGCCAUGCACCUGAACAAGGAGCUGCUCCAGCUGCCCCUGUUCGAGUCGGCCAGCAGGGGCUGCCUGCGCUCCCUGUCCCUCAUUAUCAAGACUUCCUUCUGCGCUCCGGGCGAGUUCCUCAUCCGACAGGGAGACGCCCUGCAGGCCAUCUACUUCGUGUGCUCUGGGUCCAUGGAGGUCCUGAAAGACAACACUGUGCUGGCCAUACUGGGUAAAGGAGAUCUGAUUGGUUCGGACUCCCUGACAAAGGAGCAGGUGAUCAAGACCAACGCCAAUGUCAAGGCCUUGACCUACUGCGACCUGCAGUACAUCAGCCUCAAGGGCCUCCGAGAGGUUCUGCGACUCUAUCCCGAGUACGCCCAGAAGUUCAUCAGCGAGAUACAACAUGACCUCACGUACAACCUGCGGGAGGGCCACGGGGCUGACGUGGACUGGGAAAGUAACGGGGGCUUGGUGAAGAAACUGCCGUCGAUUCGUGAGGACGAGGAGGGUGACGAGGAGCAGAACUCGGUGUCCCGUGCUUCUCGCUCCCCGCUGCGCCUCAGCAGGGGGCUCAGCUCGCCCCUGCGCUCCCCUCUGCUGCCACCCAGGCCGUUCCGCGCCCCCUCCGAUCAUUCCCGCCCCACCACCCUGCAGAUACCGGUGGUCAGCUUCAGCAGCGCGCCUCCUGAACUCAGCCCAAGGUUCGUGGAUGGCAUUGAAACCGAGAGCAAUUCCACCUCCUCACAGAAGUUCGAGUUCAGUCCCAGCCUGUCGCCUGCAGCACCACCCUCUCCAUAUCCAGGGAUCCGGGAACACUCAGAGAUCAAGCACAGUGUAUCUAAACUGAGUGAGGAGAUGAACAGUCUCUCUAAACAAGUCUCCAAGCUCAGCCAGGAGCUGCAUGAAAUGACAUGCCUGCUUAAGCCCCUCCUCCAAACAGCAUCGCCACCACUCUUGAUGACCAUCAUGCCAAAUUUAACCCCACCCCCUAGCAGUGCCAGCCAGCUAUCAACAAGCACCUGUCUCGUGUUGCCGCCCCCCGUCACGUCCUGUUCCUACCAGAGACCUGACACUCAUUCCCUGUUGGACAGUGGAGACACAGAGGGUGUGGAUCUGCCAGGAUGCCUUCUUCCAACUCCUCAUUCACCAAAAAGGCCUAAUUUGUCUUCUUCAGCAUCGAUACAGACCCCGCCCAAACCCUCAGGGGGCAGCAUGAAGGGUCACCCCCACUCCAACCUCCCCUCACCAGAGGAAGGACUUCCUGAGGGAUCCCCAGUCCUCCAAAGUCUCUUCUCUUCCUCGAGUAAUGGGAUAUUUUUGCCCUCGCCGCAGGACCAGCCUCCCCUGGCCUCUCACUCUCCUUCACCUUCUCUCUCCUUUUCUAUGUCUCUCUCCUCCUCGCCAUCCCUUUCCCCCUGCCAAGGCCCCCACCUGUCCCGACCUGGUAGCUGUGCCAGCAGAGGCCUGCUACCCCCACCUCCCUCCCAGGACACCCCUCCUCCCUUGUCCUCCCAUUGCUCCGCUCCCCCAUCGCUCACAUCCUCCCCUGGAGACCUUCGGCUGAGGCCUUCCCCUUCCGUCCCUCUCGUAUCCCCCACCGUCACCCUCCACCCUUCCACCCACUCCCUGCCCCUGUCUCUGGACUUUGUUAGAGAAACCCAGACUCCCCUUCAGUGUAAGUCACAGCUGCGCCACAGGGAGGCCAGACCUGUCACCCAUCCCCAGGAGCUGGAGAUGCAGGAGUGGGGACGACAGGCGAAGGAGGGGAAGACCUCCACAGAGGACAUCAGUUUCAUUGAUGAAGAGGAGCCGACAUUAUGA
Molecule: messenger RNA, 3621 nt
Organism: Chelmon rostratus (copperband butterflyfish)
Lineage: Eukaryota; Metazoa; Chordata; Actinopteri; Chaetodontiformes; Chaetodontidae
Gene: kcnh3
Product: potassium voltage-gated channel, subfamily H (eag-related), member 3
Exons: 15
Coding region: 1-3621 (1206 amino acids)
Biological process (GO): regulation of membrane potential; potassium ion transmembrane transport
Cellular component (GO): membrane
Molecular function (GO): voltage-gated potassium channel activity
Source: RefSeq, a predicted model, not a curated record